GUUUGGAGUGUGAGUUCUGCGCAGAAGGUUCUCGGUUCACAGACAAGCCUCUGAAUAUGUAUCCAAAUUGGACCAUUCUGCUCCACUUGUCCCUGGCUUGUUGGGGAGCUGGUGGCCAAAUAUUUGCACAGCCGCUACCAAAGAACCAUGGGGCUUUCGCCAUUCAACGGGCAGAGGGCCAGAUGAUUGAGGAAGCUGCCUUGCCACAGCAUCUACAACAAAUCACGGGAAGCGAAGCGUUGGCGCCAUUGUUGCUCAACUUACUGGGCCAGAAUGUGCCGAAUUGGCAGCAGCAGCAGCAGCAGCAAAUUCAGCCACAACUACAGCCCGCCACAAAUCAACCGCAACCACCGCAGGCACAGUUUUUUGUUUACAAUAAAAACUCUCCGGCUGGGAGUCAACAACCUCCAAUAUUGGCCGCGUUCAAUGGCGUCAAUUUGCAACCUGAACAACAGCAACUUCCUUUGGCCCGGGCUCCGGCUGAGGCACAAUAUCCUGCAACAGCAGCCGAAGGGCCAAAAAUCGUUAAGGCGCCGCCUGCAGCCGUCGUUUGGGCGCCGGAAUCGAGGCACCCCGGGCAUAGUACCGGUACCACUAUCAGCACCGCCCUGCUCCACCCGCACCACUUGAACGGCAGGCCUCGCACUGAGACUCAGAUUGCUGGCACUCGGCCUCUGACGCCCCCACACCCGACGCCGCAGUUUGGCGGAAAUGCAGUGCCAGCAAGUUGCCCGGAAGCUGCCAAGCCCCCAGGCCUAGUCCUGGGCUGCACACCCACCAGUCCGCCGGUCACGAACUAUGAGACGAUCCCGCUGCUGAGUGCUACGGCCCUUAAGGCGUCAGUUGGUUAA
Drosophila ananassae is the source of this 851-nucleotide messenger RNA. RefSeq names its product WW domain-binding protein 11. NCBI's taxonomy places the organism in Eukaryota, Metazoa, Arthropoda, Insecta, Diptera, Drosophilidae. The record is from RefSeq and is a predicted model, not a curated record. The coding region runs from base 57 to 851 and encodes 264 amino acids. The transcript has 3 exons.